Ictalurus furcatus (blue catfish) is the source of this 3167-nucleotide messenger RNA. It is a transcript of the gene tomt, whose product is annotated as transmembrane O-methyltransferase. Lineage: Eukaryota; Metazoa; Chordata; Actinopteri; Siluriformes; Ictaluridae. The transcript has 6 exons. Gene Ontology annotation, biological process: dopamine metabolic process; developmental process; catecholamine catabolic process. The record is from RefSeq and is a predicted model, not a curated record. Bases 2235 to 3014 code for a protein of 259 amino acids. Gene Ontology annotation, molecular function: catechol O-methyltransferase activity.
UUUCUCACGCUCGUGCUGUUGCUCGGCGUUUCCGCCGGUAAAUCAGAGCAUAUUAAAUUAGACGAAGUAACGGCAGAUGUGGUUUCCGAUUUUGUCAUGUCGGUGGAAUUCGACAGCACGCGCUCCGUGUGCAGGCCCGUACCGCGUGCCAUGACUCUGUGCCGUGGUCUCGGGUACGCGCAUAUGCGGCUUCCCACGCUGCUGGGUCACGAGAGCGCGCGGGAAGCGCAGCAACAGUCGGGCGCGUGGUUGCCUCUGGUCAAUAAACGGUGUCACCGAGACACCACCCGGUUCCUGUGCUCGCUCUUCGCCCCCGCGUGCCUACUGGAGCUCGACUGUUAUGAACGCUUUUGUCUUCCCGUGGCCGGAUGCGUUUAACUGUAGCCGCUUCCCCGGAUUUAAUUCAACACUAUGCGUUCCUGGAACUGACGACACCAGGCGCGUGGAGGUACGGUACUCUGUGACGCCUGCAGCCCAGAAUCCGAGGCAGAGAAGGAGAUCAAGGAAAACCUCUGCAGAAGUUCGUUUGCAUUUAGGCUUCAGCUUGGCUCCUCCUCCCUGGAGGGGACAGACCUGUGAAUGGAGCCUCAAGGGCGGAAUUGAGUCCUAUGUUGGGAAGGCACAGAGCAAGAACAACAGGUGGCAAUGCAGCAGAACACUCUCUGGCUGACAGACGCUGGUAACUGCUCAUGUCAGGCACUGGAUGGGCGGAGCUUAGGUCCACUUCUGGCAUUGGGGAAAAUGGAGGAUGGACGCAUUGUUCUCUUCCAACUUGUGAAAUGGCCUCACCAUGAGAGAGAGCUGAAAAAGUUCAUCAGGAAACUGCGCAAGAAGCCAUGCUGAAGUUCCUACUGAUAAAUGCGAAAAAUUGUUUGUGGUGUUGUCUGUUAGCAGCACCCUAAGUUUUAGUCAUGGUCAGUAUUUUUGAAAAACAUUUUUCUUCAACACAUUUUGCUUAAGUUGAAAGGUGAGGCCUGGUAGUUUCUGAUGUCAGGUGAAAAGAAAAUUGGUUAUAUAAGCUUUAAGGAAUUAAACAAGUUUAUUAGAAGGCAGAUUUACACCCAAUUUACUGCCAGCAGGAGUGGAGCUAGCAUUUACUUGAUAUUUACUAGCAAACAUGGUGAAUGGUUUUAAUUAUAGAUGAUUGUAAUUAGCCUAAUGUUAACUAGCUUCCUAGUGCUUUGAUUUACUUACGAAACAUAAUACUUACCCUGUGCUUAGCUUGCUUGUUAGCUAACUUAGCUAGUCACUAAACACCAGAAGUUACUGCUAGAGAGUUAACAUUAGCUGAGCUAACUACACAGCAAUGUUGAGACACGUGCACUUUGGAAUUUUUGUGUGUUUAACUGUGUUAAUAGCUGCACUAUAUUAAUUAAGCUAAUUUCAUCUGGACACUAUUUUUAGAAAGUGUUUAAUCAAAGAGCUGGAUUUUUAAAGUGUAAAUAAUUGACAUUUUCUUUAUAUUUACAUGCCAGAUUAAAAAAAAAAUCUAAUAUUAGGUUUUAAUUUUAGGUGGUCUUUCUAUUUUGUUACGAUUUAUUCACAAUCUGAUGCACUGUUGGUCUUGAUGUAAAACAAGUUUAAUGCAUUUCCUCAUGUGAUUUUAUGACCAUGUGAUGUUUUAUGCUAACAUGAAUACUCGAUUUAAAGGGAGAAUGUUUUCCUCAUUAAUGUCUCUAUCGAAGUUAAAAUAACAACUUCAUCUUCAACACUGGGCAAUGAAGGUGGGAAUACAUCCUGGUCGAAACCCCAGUUUGCCGUAGGACACAAUACACGUUCACGUAGGGCCAGUUUAUCUUCGCCCUCUGGCAUGUUACUGGGAGGUGGGAGGAAACCAACAUGGACAUUGGGAGAACAUGUGAAACAGUAACCUGAGCUCAGGGUGGGACCCUGAAGCUGUGCGGCUAUGAAACCCUCUACUGUACACUUCCUGGACUGAGUUUAAAGGAAGAAACAUUCAGCAGUGCACCUGAUUUAUAAUAAUGUUUUCUGUAUAAUCAGUUCAUUGACAUGGUGUGAUAAAGCCAAGGGGGGUGCGCGCUCAGAGCUGCUUAGUGUAAGCGGAGCACAGGGGUUAAUUAAUAAUUCAGAGCAGGGAGCUCAUUGGCUAUACUGUCUCCAAUCCACCACAUGCACAAUGAAAUAUAUUCAACUUCUGAUCAGUUCACCCAUAGUCUUCUCAUCUGAAAAGCAGAGGAACCCACACAGGAACCGUGACAUCAAGCUGCAAGGAAAUGGUGUCUGCAGCCAUUGCUCUGGCCUUCGUGCCGUUGCUGCUCACGCUGAUCAUCCGGUACCGGUUCUUCUUCGUGCUGUUCUACCGGGCCGUGCUUCUACGCUGGGUUCAGGACUUUAUGACAGGCAUCAGUAGGGAGGAGAGAGUGUAUGAGUAUGUCCUGACACACGCCACACAAGGAGAUCCUGACAGCAUCCUCAACACCUUCGAUCUCUGGUGCAGCAACAUCGAGUUCAUCAGCCAUAUAGGACCUAAAAAAGGUUUGAUUCUGGACCGUCUGCUGAAGGAGCUUUGUCCUCUGACGGUGUUGGAACUGGGGACUCACUGCGGCUACACCACAGUGAGAAUCGCACGCUCUCUGCCUCUUGGUGCUCGGCUCUACUCAGUGGAGAUGGAUGAGAGGAACGCACGUGUGGCCGAGAAAAUCAUCCGACUGGCCGGGUUCGAUGAUGACACGGUGGAGCUGAUUGUGCGACCCUCUGAUGAGGUGAUUCCCCGUUUGCGUGAGGAUUUCGGUAUUGAUCAUCUGGACUUUGUGUUCAUGGACCACUGGAAGCGGUGUUACCUGCCGGACCUGCAGGCUCUGGAGGACAGCGGGCUGCUGGGUGAUGGCUCCAUGGUGUUGGCUGACAACGUGUUGUUUCCCGGUGCUCCCAGCUUCCUGCGCCACGUGCGUCACUCUGGCCUCUAUGAAUAUCGCGUGCACCGCGCCGCGCUCGAGUACAUCCGGGGAAUCCGUGACGGCAUGGCCGAACUCGUGUACCGCGGCAUCAAGUAAAGGAUCAGCAUCAAGCCACUCAGCUUAUUUAUUUUAAAAUAAAGACACUGAGCACUAGCUCUUAUAAACUACUGCUACAGGGAACAAAAUGUUCAUGGGAACACCCAGAAAAAUGAAAAAUAAAGAUUAAACUGCACAAAAUGUAACAUGCAA